AUGGGCAAAAUAAACAAAGAGCUAAGUAAGUUUCACGAACGUACCGCAUCAAUUCCAUCAAAAUAUCAAACAAUUGUCAUCAGCAAUAAUGAAAAGAAAGGCUUCUUCUCGCAGACCAAAAGGUUCUCAGACAGCGCUCAGAAUGAAAACCCAGGACCUGGCUCAUAUGUCUCUCAUACAGCAGCAGAGAUGCACAGCCCCUCGUUUUCACAGAAAGGCACAGGGUUCUUUGCAUCUCAGGCAGUCAGAAUACCUCGAACCCCCAGGAGAAUUAUUCCCGCACCCAAUGCCUAUGACCUACAGUCUUCCUUGGUCCCUAAGCACUCUUUUGGCAUAGGCGAAUCCAGAAACUUCCGCCAACCUAUUGCACUGAAAACAGAGAACGUGAAGAACAAGACCCCUGCCCCUAAUGAAUACAACGUGUCUUAUGACGCAGUUGAAAGAAACACAGUAAUGUCUUUGAAGUCUUCAUUUCUCUCUAAGUCUGAGAGAAAUCCUGUUCUCACCAGCGCCUUAAGAGCACUGUCUCCUUGUCAUUACGAGGUCAGAGAUGCUGUAAUUCGGAAGGAUCCUAAGGUGCCUUUCUCCAGCUUUAAGUCAGGGACUGCAAGAAUUCAGUCACCCGUGAACAAUCAGGUCCCAGGCCCGGGGGCCUACAGUCCCCACCAGCCAGCACCACCAGUAAACAGGACCAUUCUACCAAGGGGGCAUUACUUGGCGUUGUCUGCACCCCCGCUGAUACUCCCCAAACCCCCUCCUUUACCUGGGCCUGGUCACUAUAAUAUAGUAAACUAUGACAUCCCACCCAAACAGUUUGUGUCGAGUGCUGCAUUUAUGUCUGGUACCAGCAGGUGGACUCAGGAGCCCAGAGGCCCAGGAAUCCCUGGACCAGGUUCCUAUAACCCUGAAGUGUCACUGAAGCAGUCGUUCUUAUACAAUCGUGCCAAGAAGUGGAUACCACUGUAA
This is a messenger RNA of Chanos chanos (milkfish), 966 nucleotides long. It is a transcript of the gene stpg1, whose product is annotated as sperm-tail PG-rich repeat containing 1. Gene Ontology annotation, cellular component: germinal vesicle; male pronucleus; female pronucleus. The transcript is spliced from 8 exons. Bases 1 to 966 code for a protein of 321 amino acids. Lineage: Eukaryota; Metazoa; Chordata; Actinopteri; Gonorynchiformes; Chanidae. Gene Ontology annotation, molecular function: histone binding; chromatin binding. The record is from RefSeq and is a predicted model, not a curated record. Gene Ontology annotation, biological process: epigenetic programing of male pronucleus.